AUGUCCGCGCCGACACCACAAAACACGCCGCUGGACAAUGUUCCGCUCAGUCGUGAGCCGCUUUCGCGGCCCACGGUGAACACGAUCGGCGAGGAGGAUGAAGACGAUGCGACCACGGGCCUCAACUUCCCUAAUGCAGCUCUUACUGGUCUUAUCCAGGAUAGGUUGAACACACUCGUGGGCCGAUCGUCUGGCUACAUUGAGUCACUUCCCGAGCCGGUUCGCCGCCGCGUCGAGGGCCUCAAAGGCCUCAAUGUUGAGCACCAAAAAAUUGAGGCUGAGUUCCAGCGCGAGAUUCUUGCGCUUGAGAAGAAGUUUGCUUCGAAAUACGCACCUCUCUAUGACCGCCGCAAAGAAAUUAUUACCGGCAAGAUUGAGCCUACUGCCGCUGAGGUCGAGGAGGGCGAGCACGUCGACGAGGAUGAGGAUGAGGACGAAGAUGAGGACGAAGAUGAGGAGGGGGACAAGAAACGCUCACUCGCGAAUAUCUCGAUCCCUGUCGACUCGCCCAAAGGCAUCCCCGAGUUUUGGCUCACCGCACUCAAGAACCACGUGGCGCUGUCGGAGCUGAUCAGCGAGCGCGAUGAAGAGGCACUGCGUCACUUGAUCGAUAUUCGUCUGCGCUACCUGGACGAGGAGAACAAGGCAGAGCCAGGAAGCGCAUCGCAAGGCUUUUCGCUCGACUUUGUGUUUGACGCGGCGCAGAACCCCAACUUUUCCAACCCAGUACUGACCAAAACCUACUUUUACUCCGAUCAGGUAGGCUUCUCUGGCGAUCUCGUCUACGACCAUGCCGAAGGCACCGAAAUUAACUGGAAGUCUCCGGAUACGAAUCUCGCGCACCGUGUCGAGACCAAGAAGCAGCGCAACAAAAACACCAACGAGACGCGGACGGUGAAACGAUUAGUUCCCACCGAGUCUUUCUUCAACUUUUUCACUCCCCCGCGCCCACCGAACCCAGAUGCGGACGAGGAAGACGAAGAGAUGGACGCACUCGAGGAGCGUCUCGAGCUCGACUACCAGAUCGGCGAAGAUCUCAAGGACCGCAUCCUACCGCACGCUGUCGACUUUUUCACCGGCAAGGCGCUGCGCUUCGAGAACCCUGAAGCGUUCGACGAGGAGUUCGAUGAGGACUUUGAAGACGACGAGGACGACGACGAGGAUGUGGACGAGGAUGCGCCUCGCACGCGCAGCAACCGUGCUCAGGACCCGCAAGAAUGCAAGCAGCAAUAA
Molecule: messenger RNA, 1233 nt
Organism: Malassezia vespertilionis
Lineage: Eukaryota; Fungi; Basidiomycota; Malasseziomycetes; Malasseziales; Malasseziaceae
Gene: NAP1
Product: histone chaperone
Exons: 1
Coding region: 1-1233 (410 amino acids)
Biological process (GO): nucleosome assembly
Cellular component (GO): chromatin; nucleus
Molecular function (GO): chromatin binding; histone binding
Source: RefSeq, a predicted model, not a curated record